This is a messenger RNA of Oryzias melastigma (Indian medaka), 1342 nucleotides long. RefSeq names its product peptidylprolyl isomerase Fa (gene ppifa). The record is from RefSeq and is a predicted model, not a curated record. The coding region runs from base 53 to 634 and encodes 193 amino acids. Gene Ontology annotation, biological process: protein folding; protein peptidyl-prolyl isomerization. Gene Ontology annotation, molecular function: peptidyl-prolyl cis-trans isomerase activity. The transcript is spliced from 6 exons. Lineage: Eukaryota; Metazoa; Chordata; Actinopteri; Beloniformes; Adrianichthyidae.
GACGUCACAUGUAAACAGCAGAGGCUGUCAUGGCCUUUGUAGCGGAGCAGCCAUGAUACAACUUAAAAACCGGAUUAGAUACAGCGCUCCAGGUGUGGCGGUGGCCCGCCUCUUGUCCUCUGGGCCCUCCAGGAACCCGCUUGUGUUUUUGGACAUCGAAGCCGACAGCGAGCCUCUCGGACGGAUAGUCGUGGAGCUCAAUGCUGACGUAGUGCCCAAAACUGCAGAAAACUGCAGAGCUCUGUGCACAGGAGAGCAUGGCUUUGGCUACAAAGGGAGUGUGUUCCACAGGAUCGUACCUGAGUUCAUGUGUCAGGGGGGAGAUUUCACCCACAACAACGGUACAGGAGGGAAAUCCAUUUAUGGGAAAACGUUCAAGGACGAGAACUUCAAAUUGAAGCACACCGGUCCCGGAACCCUUUCGAUGGCUAACUCGGGGCCUAACACCAACGGCUCCCAGUUUUUCAUCUGCACGGCUAAGACAGAGUGGCUCGACGGUAAACAUGUGGUAUUCGGGCAGGUGAAGGAGGGCAUGGAGGUGGUCACCAAGAUGGAAUCCUUCGGUUUGCACGACGGGGGAGUGCUGAAGAAGAUAGUCAUUGUUGAUUGUGGGGAGUUAAAGGAUCACUUAUAGCCUCAGGAAUGCAAAACUGUAAAAAUGUAAAUAUUUUCCCUGUCUUCCAUCACAUAUUUAUGCAAUUUUCAAACAGACAAUAUGAUAAAAGAUCAACAGAUUUAUUAUAAAAUGAAGCAUGCAAGGUUUCAAUUAUUUGUUUUAUGAAUAAAGACAUAUAUUAAAGCUAAUCUUUAAUCCUUUUGGUAGGAUUUUAUUUUAUUGUUAAAUUAAAGGCAAUUUUUUAACUAUGCAAACCCUACACAUUUGCACAAAUAUUCAUUUAUAAUAAAAAAGUUUAAGUUUUCUACGGAUUGAUUUAAAAAAGUCUACUUUUUCACUUAAUAUUUCAUGCACUCUGCAGUUUUUAUGGGUUGUAGCAGAUCACAGUUUAGUAAUUUACAAUUAAAUUAGCAUAAAAGAGUGUUAUAAUGGAAAAGAAUGUCGCACAGCGCUCUUACAACACUCACUUUCAAAGAAAAACAUUUGGGAGUUGAUGUUUUUCAUUACAAAAUCUGUUUUUCCACAGUUAUGCAAGUGAUUUAUGCUUCAUAGACUAAUGCACCACCCAAGAACACUUUUUUUUCUUGGAAUUCCAUGCAACAUUUGUUAAAUAAAUGUUAUAUUCUGUUACAUGAGUGCAGUGCAGAUUUUUGUAUUUGUGACAUUUUUUUUUUACCACCUUAAAGACUGUUAAAGUUUGCAAUAAAUCACUGCAUUUAUAUCUUU